GUUUCCCUUUCACAUGGUUUCCAUUUCUCUUAGUUUCCUGAUCAUAUACUCCCCUAUCAAAUUCAAGUGUUUAGGAAGUAAGAAUAGAUAAAGCAAAAAAGAAUAUAAUGAUGAAUUCUGAAAAUGCAUCAUUAGAAUCACACUACUUAGGAUACAAGUUUGUGUUCCCAAAUUGCAGUUCAGAUGCACAAGUACAAAUGGUGUCCAAACGCUUAUCAGAUAGGCUAAUGGACAAGUACUUCGAUGCUUCGGAAUUCGACUUUGAUUAUGAGCAGAGUGAACUGUGGUCUCCUUUCAUUAUCCCCACAAGUUCUGCAAUCCACUUGUCUUCGUCAAGAACACAUCAACUUAACCACAACAAUAUUCAUUUCUUCCAAAACCAGUGGCUUGGAAAACUGGAAAGAGUUGUGAAGAAAGCUAAAAAAGCCCAGAUUGCGGAUUGGUUCAAAACCAGCAUUCGUCUUGUUUCAAGGCUGCUUCGUAAAUGGAAAAACAAAAAGACUCUCUGCUGCGGUUUUUGCUUUUGGAAUGUGUUACUUAGAUAUAUGAUCUUCAUCUGAUAUAUGUUCAUCUUGUGGUAGUAUCUUUUAAGAAUGUAAUGCACUUGAGUUACAAAAAUUAGUUGAUCAGAGAAGUUUCAAGGCCAUUAUCUAUGCGUUUUAUGCAGUGUAAUCUGUUUUUGUAAUUUUUUUUUCCCAAC
This is a messenger RNA of Oldenlandia corymbosa var. corymbosa, 700 nucleotides long. NCBI's taxonomy places the organism in Eukaryota, Viridiplantae, Streptophyta, Magnoliopsida, Gentianales, Rubiaceae. The record is from the annotation of a GenBank genome assembly.